Messenger RNA from Phycodurus eques (leafy seadragon), 1413 nucleotides. RefSeq names its product trichohyalin-like. NCBI's taxonomy places the organism in Eukaryota, Metazoa, Chordata, Actinopteri, Syngnathiformes, Syngnathidae. The record is from RefSeq and is a predicted model, not a curated record. The transcript is spliced from 3 exons. The annotation marks the transcript as partial.
GAGAGAGAAGAGAAGAGAGAAAGAAGAGAGAGAGAAGAGAAGAGAAGAGAGAAAGAGAAGAGAGAAGAAGAAAGAAGAAGAAAGAGAGAAAGAAGAAGAGAAGAGAAGAGAAGAAAGAGAGAAGAGAAGAGAAGAGAAGAAGAAAGAAAGAGAGAAGAAGAAAGAAGAGAAGAAGAGAGAGAAGAAAGAGAAGAGAGAAGAGAGAAGAGAAGAAGAGAAGAAAGAGAAGAGAACGAAGAGAGAGAAGAGAGAAGAAAGAGAGAGAAGAGAAAGAGAGAAAGAAGAGAGAAGAAGAGAAAGAAGAGAAGAGAAGAAGAAGAGAGAGAAAGAGAGAAGAGAGAAGAAGAGAAAGAAGAGAAGAGAAGAAAGAGAAGAAAGAGAAGAAGAGAGAGAGAAAGAAGAGAGAGAAAGAAGAGAAGAAAGAGAAGAAGAGAAGAGAAGAGAAAGAGAGAAAGAGAAAGAGAAGAGAGAAGAAGAGAGAAAGAAAGAAGAGAAGAAGAGAGAAAGAGAGAAGAGAAAGAGAGAAGAAGAGAAAGAAGAAAGAAGAGAAGAAGAAGAAGAGAAAGAAGAGAAAGAGAAGAAGAAGAGAGAAGAAGAGAAGAAGAAGAGAGAGAAGAGAGAGAAGAAAGAAGAGAGAGAAGAGAAAGAAGAAAGAGAGAAGAGAGAAGAAGAGAAGAGAAAGAAGAGAAAGAAGAGAAGAGAAAGAAGAGAAGAGAGAAAGAGAGAAGAAAGAAGAAGAGAAGAAGAGAAGAGAAAGAGAAGAGAGAAGAAAGAAGAGAAGAGAGAAGAAGAAAGAAGAAAGAGAAGAAGAGAAGAAGAAGAGAAGAGAGAGAAGAGAAGAGAGAAGAAGAGAAGAAAGAGAGAGAAGAAGAAGAGAGAAGAAAGAAGAGAAAGAAGAAGAGAGAAGAAAGAGAAAGAGAAGAGAGAAGAAGAGAAGAGAGAAAGAAGAGAAGAAAGAGAAGAAGAAGAGAGAAGAGAAAGAGAGAAGAAGAAGAGAGAAAGAAGAAGAGAAAGAGAAGAAGAAGAAGAGAGAAGAAGAGAAGAAGAGAAAGAAGAGAAGAGAGAAAGAAGAGAGAGAAGAGAGAAAGAGAGAAGAGAAAGAAGAAGAGAAAGAAGAAGAAAGAGAGAAGAGAGAGAGAAGAAAGAGAAGAAGAGAAGAAGAAGAAGAGAGAAGAGAGAGAGAAGAGAAGAGAAAGAAGAAGAGAAGAGAGAAAGAGAAGAGAAGAAAGAGAGAAGAGAAAGAGAGAGAAGAGAGAAAAGAGAGAAGAGAAAGAAGAAGAAGAAGAGAGAAAGAGAGAAGAGAAGAGAAGAGAGAAAGAGAAGAGAAGAAGAGAAGAAGAGAGAAAGAAGAGAAGAAGAAGAGAAGAAGAGAAAGAAGAAGAGAGAAGAGAAGAGAAGAGAGAAAGAAGAAGA